GUGCGUGUAGACCGGUGGAUGUCUACUACCGAGAACUACUACUGCUACUGCUACUGAGAACUACUACUACUACCCAAACGGUAUGCUGAUGAGCCCCCGAGCUGAGCUGAGCUGCGAGCCGAUUUGCUUGAUAUCCCACCCAUGCCUGUCUGGCCCCUUCUCGCUGGGCCUGCUUUCUUGCUUGCGGGCCGUCGGAUGGCGAAGUUGACGACUACGACUACGACUACCACGGCGGCGGCGGCGGGCGGUACAUACUAUACAUACAUGUGCCUUUGUCCGCUGGUCAUCCAUCUCGUCCAUGUCCAAGACAGGUACAGUACAUCCAGUACAUCCAGCCAGCGAUUGCAGCAGGGACAAGACCGGUUCCGAUUGAGAUUUUUUUUGGAAUUUUCCGCGCAUCUCACUUUUUUCUUUCUUUCUUUCUUCAGCUUCCAAUCCUUCCUUCCUUUCGUUCCUUCUUUCCAACUGGCCACUGCUGUUCUUCCCACUGCUGCUGCUGCUCUACUCCUCAUCGAGGUACGGACCGAAGAAAGUUUGCUGGGGGCGGCGAGGGGGGCUGGGAUGAGGUGUGCCAGUUCAUUGUCGAGCGAUUGCUUUCAAGGUCGGUCAAGGAGCGGUGAGGGCAAUGACUGGGCGGCGAGGGCAAUGCCAGGGCGGUGAACGGGUAGGAAUCAGCAAGAGAGGAAGCGAUGGGGGGGGAUGGGCGGAAUCCGGUGUCCACGGCGAGGUGGUGGAGUCAGCGGCCGCCAUGAUUCUUGGAACCGCGGGUGCCUCUGACUUGUAUUUCUCAGGGUAGGUACGUGUAGAUGUGUCCAAAGACGUGCGUGGAGGUGUCGGUGGCGGCGGCAUGGCCACAGACAGGAUGGAGUUCUCGGCCAGAUAGCUAGGUGGCUACGGUAUGUCCAGUAUGUAUGUAGGUUCUCGGACACGAUGAUGAUGAUCUGUGCACGGCACCCGUUGGGCCACUCGCACGACCGUGGCCAUUCCACUGAACGGUAGUAG
This is a messenger RNA of Tricharina praecox, 1002 nucleotides long. RefSeq lists its product as uncharacterized. The record is from RefSeq and is a predicted model, not a curated record. The transcript has a single exon. Lineage: Eukaryota; Fungi; Ascomycota; Pezizomycetes; Pezizales; Pyronemataceae. Bases 142 to 660 code for a protein of 172 amino acids.